GUCAGGGGGCAAACAAAUUCUAUUUGCCACUGGCUUCAAAGUACAAAGUCCGCCUCGACUGCAGGCGUUAGACCGUCAUUAAUAAGGAGCGGGUGAGUAACCACAUUACCACAUAUCCUGCAGGAGCUUCGAAAACAACUUCCCAAAUUUCUCAACUUUCUUACGCAACACUCUGUAUAUACGUCACUAAAUUUUGGGGGCUAUUGCAGAUAAAAAAAAAGGGGAAAAUCAAACAAGGUUUAAUUGUCUGCUCUGAUAGGUUCUUGGGAACUUAGCCAAUGACGAAAUAAUAUAGUAAAACUUUCUCACUGCGACGGAGUACGGACUAUAGUACAAGAGUUUAAAAGUUUUAGCGGAUAACGGCUUCCCGUACCCGUGGACCUGUGUCUUUUUGACAAGGAUGGAGACCGAUAAUAAUAAUAACCCGGGUCGCAGCAGCUCCGGCAAGAGACUUUCGGCCUCUUCUUCUUGGUCUGUGUCGCAAACCCGCACUCGCUCUUCAUCAUCCUUAGCUAGUAGCAUCGCCAGUUCCAUAACGGGCGGGAAAAGUCGACAUGCUGAACCCGUCGGUACUACCGAUGUAUCUGUUGAGCCUGCACGUUUGUCAAUGCCUCUGGCCAGACCACUAAAGCUACCCCAUCUCCCACCCUCUCCAUACAGUCGACGCGAGUCAUCCGGUUCCGAUAUUUGGAGUCAAGAUUUUCAUCCCUCGGCUGCAGGUGUUGACGACGUGGCUGUCGAGGAUAUCGAUAACACCCCCAAACUAGUGCCCGGCCAUUCUUUUCCAGACACAAGUUCUCCCUACCAUCUGCCAGAUCCUGCUGUUAACCAUCCUUCUUCUUCUGCUUCCGACUACGAAGCAGCAAAGCGAGUUUCUGUCUCUUCCGUAUUUUCCCUCUCGUCAUCCCGUGGCGUUGCAAGUUCUGCUCCGUCCACAAACGGUUCCGACAGCGGUAGUGCUCAUCGCCCCACCGCCAUCAUGACCUCCGGCAAAGGCUUAGGCCCGUCUCCAGGUCAAUCUGAGUCCGGCGUGUCCAACGUGACAAUCACCACGUCCUCUAACUCUAAUACUCAGAAUCCCGUUAGCGGUCCUCAGCUUACUUCGCGGGAGACCCAUGCCAACCCUCUUGAGCUUGUGAAGCGAAGUACUGCACCUCCGUCCAAUCCGGGCCCUCGACCCCAGGUGACGAGAUCUCGAAGUAGAGCAAAGCGCCGGUUAAGUGGUAGUACUGCAGCUAGUAGCCACAGUCCUAGUAGUGACCGGGCUCCUCAAUACAGAGAGAAAGAAGAAGUCAAGCCAGCACCAUGGGGCAUCAUCGGCGUUUGCGCUCUGGACGCCAAAGCCAGAAGCAAACCGAGCAGGAAUAUUCUUAACAGGUUAAUCUCAAACCGCGAGUUUGACGUGAUAGUAUUUGGGGAUAAGACAAUCCUAGACGAAGAGGUGGAGAAUUGGCCUAUAUGCGACUACUUGAUAUCUUUCUACUCUGACGGGUUUCCCUUAGAAAAGGCUAUUGCUUAUGUUAAAGCUAGGAAACCAUUUUGCGUAAAUGAUGUCCCCAUGCAAAAGGUACUUUGGGACAGGCGACUCUGUUUGCGAAUACUCGAUAGGAUAGAUGUGCCAACUCCUAAACGUGUUGAGGUGAAUCGCGACGGUGGGCCAAGUAUAUUAACCUCGGAUGUCGCAAAGCAUAUAAAGGAUGUUACCGGCAUCGCCCUCGAGCUAAGCGGGCCAGAAAACUACCGUAUCCCUCGUAAGGUGGAGCUACUUGACGAUGGAGACAUUCUGAGCGUGGACGGCACUUUACUGAAGAAACCAUUCGUCGAGAAACCAACUAGCGGUGAGGAUCACAACAUCAUCAUCUAUUUUCCAAAGUCGGCUGGCGGAGGCGCCCGGAAGCUCUUCAGGAAAAUCGGCAACAAGAGCUCUGAAUUCAUCAAGGACCUCAUUAUUCCCCGCGCCAUCACUGAACCGGAAGGCAGUUUCAUAUAUGAGAAAUUCAUGCAAGUGGACAACGCCGAAGAUGUUAAAGCUUAUACGGUCGGACCACAUUAUUGCCAUGCUGAGACAAGGAAAUCGCCAGUUGUCGACGGAAUUGUCCGGCGCAAUACCCAUGGUAAAGAAAUCCGUUAUGUUACCGCGUUAUGUCCGGAAGAGAAGGAGAUUGCAAGCAAAAUUGCAAACACAUUCGGCCAACGCGUCUGUGGUUUUGAUUUGCUUCGAGCCGGAGGCAAGAGUUAUGUUAUAGAUGUCAAUGGUUGGAGCUUCGUCAAAGACAAUGAAACGUACUACGAUCACUGCGCGAGUAUUUUGAAGGAUAUUUUCGUCAAGGAGAAGAUUCGCCGUGGAGGACCAACGCCACCUAUACCAUCACCCACUAUAUCAGACAUUGGCGACCCAUUGGCCAAAGCUCUACUAACUAAUAAAGAGAAAGAUUCGCAGACAAGUACAAGGCACACGAGCCAGACAAAGCUCAUAUCGAGUACUACAGGUACGCUUUCACCGGAGGAAAAUGCAGAAAGCAAAGAUGAGCAGAGCCCAGGAAUCCCCGUCCCACCCAAGUCUGAUUCAGGGGUGUCGGGUAUCGCAGCGGGACUGCGGAACAGCAUCAUUAGCCCGAUAGCAUACCUUGCUGGCGGCUCUACUUCAAGUAGCGUGCCGGCUACGGCCCCGCCGACUCUUCCGACUACUCCUUCAACGGCAGCAGAGAAGGUCGAGGAACAGGUUGAACAGCCAACGCCGCCUCCGCCACCACCUAAACACUCGUGGAAGCUCAAAGGCAUGGUUUCCGUCAUUCGACACGCCGACCGCACCCCGAAACAGAAGUACAAGUUCACCUUUCAUACGCAGCCAUUUAUUGACCUCCUGAAGGGCCAUCAGGAAGAGGUCCUUCUUAUUGGGGAGCCAGCUUUAGCUAGUGUCCUCGACGCGGUCGAAUUAGCUAUCAAGGCGGGAGAGGAAGAUCGAAAUAAGCUUAGGUCUCUUCGCAACGUCUUGGUGAAGAAAGGUGGAUGGGCAGGUACCAAGGUGCAAAUCAAACCGAUGUUUCGCAAGAAGAAAACCGCCGAGAUGUCGGAUGAGUCAACUCCUAAAGUUACCGAAGGGGUGAAAAUGGAGACGGAGAUUAAGGACGUUCCGCUUAAAGAGAAGCCAGGUAACAGUAAUCAGGAUCAAUCUCCGACGGCGCAGCCAUCAAAGGCCGAAGAUGGUCAACAUGAACUUGACACAUCGGAAGCACUCGUAUCUGACAAUGAACUUCAGCCGAGAAACCCACCGCGACGCCAAGAUUCAAUGUCAGGGGUAACAAUGUCAAAGUUCACCGCAGCCGACAACAGCUUUGUUCUCGAUAAGUUACAACUCAUCGUCAAAUGGGGAGGAGAGCCUACUCACUCGGCCCGUUAUCAAGCUCAAGAAUUGGCACAAAAUAUGCGUAAUGAUUAUCUCUUGCUAAACCGUGCCAUUUUAGAUCAAGUACACGUCUUCAGCAGUUCGGAGAGGCGAGUUACAGCUAGCGCACAGAUUUGGGCAGCGUCAUUCAUCGACAAGAAUGACAUACCAGAAGACUUUAUUACUAUACGCAAGGAUCUGCUCGACGAUUCCAAUGCGGCGAAGGAUGAGAUGGACAAGGUCAAGAAAAAGUUGAAGGGAUUAUUGCGCAAGGGAAACGAGCGACCAUCGCAAUUUGCUUGGCCUGAGGGAAUGCCCGAGCCUGCCGAAGUGCAGACACGAGUUGUGCAGCUGAUGAAUUUCCAUCGCCGUGUGAUGCAUUACAAUUACAGCAAACUGCAGAGUGGCGCUGUGAACUCACUCAACGCAAUCAAUUCUCCCAACUCGGACAAGACGCACGGAGAAGGAUCUAGCACGUCUAUUACAUCAUCGAUUUCUCAAGCAAAUGCCAUCAACAAUAUCCAGGCUCGUUGGUGUUGCGGCGAAGAUGCCGAGUUAUUCCGCGAGCGGUGGGAGAAGCUCUUUGCGGAAUUCUGUGAUCACGAGAAGGUCGAUCCUAGUAAGAUUUCGGAAUUGUAUGAUACGAUGAAGUUUGACGCCCUACACAACCGCCAGUUCCUUGAGUGGGUGUUUACUCCACCGAAACAAAUGUUAGAGGAGGAAUUUGGUAUUACUAUAAACCGCGAAGGCAAAACGUCACCCAAGGAAUCCGAAGACGGCGUCAAAACAGCUGAUAACAAGUCUGACAAAAGCCAAGUUCUGAGCUCCUCCCCAGAGGAGAAACUUGACAAAUCAGAGCGGCUUGACAGGGCAGAAAGGGCCGAUAAGUCAGAGGCACAGAAAGCUGUUAAGCGCAUUUUCCGACGAAGAUCAUGGAUGAAGCAUCCUCACGAAGUUGACAGGCCCGCCGAGUAUUUCCACUUACCCAAAGGGAAUAAUCAGACAAAGGCGAAGACAGAUGAGUGCUUCGAACCUCUUAGGGAGCUCUACCAGCUAGCCAAGGUCCUGUUCGAUUUCAUCUGCCCACAAGAAUACGGCAUCUCAGAUAGCGAAAAACUCGAAAUUGGGCUCUUGACCUCUCUUCCCUUGCUGAAGGAGAUCGUCCAAGAUCUCGAAGAGAUGCAGGCAUCUGAUGAUGCCAAAUCAUUCUUUUAUUUCACCAAGGAAUCACACAUCUACACGUUACUCAAUUGCAUCCUCGAGGGUGGUAUUGAGACGAAGAUUAACCGCAGGACGAUCCCCGAACUUGAUUACCUCUCACAGAUCUGCUUCGAGUUAUACGAGUCGGAGACGAAGGGAACAGUAGAUGCGCCCUCCGCCGAUCAGCCUACGUUUAACUAUAGCAUCCGUAUCACGAUCAGCCCCGGUUGUCACAUUUUUGAUCCGCUAGACAUACAACUGGAUAGUAAACACUGCAUCGGGUGUGCGCCGCGGAGAAGCUUGACACCUCACGCGGACUGGAAGAAAGUCAUCGAAACGCUCAGAGAUAAGUUUCAUCAGGUCAAGCUACCCAAGACGUUCCUUGCGGUAAACCUCUCGGACGCCUUCACGUUCCAGGAAAAGGAGCGUCAAAAUUCCGAGGCGGAAUGUGUCGAGAAGGACAACGCUAGCAACGAAAGCGACGUCCUCGAAAUGAAGACUCGAAAACGUCCACACCCUUCAUCGACGAAAGUCGAUCGCGGUGACGACACCGAAGCACCAGCAGUUAUCGAUGAGCAGCCUCUUCCACCUCCUGCUGCAACGUUUAAUACGGCUGCUCUCCCUCCGGCCGCAGAUGCGCCGGGAAUAACGGGCCCCUGAAGUCAGAAAAUUUCCAAGGCGGGAAGACCAUUUGACCAUCAGCAGCAACAGCAACGAUGACGCUAGACGAGAUGACGGUCUG
Annulohypoxylon truncatum is the source of this 5327-nucleotide messenger RNA. RefSeq names its product histidine phosphatase superfamily-domain-containing protein. The transcript is spliced from 4 exons. The coding region runs from base 401 to 5245 and encodes 1614 amino acids. Gene Ontology annotation, cellular component: cytosol. The record is from RefSeq and is a predicted model, not a curated record. Gene Ontology annotation, biological process: inositol phosphate biosynthetic process; inositol metabolic process. Gene Ontology annotation, molecular function: diphosphoinositol pentakisphosphate kinase activity; 5-diphosphoinositol pentakisphosphate 1-kinase activity; inositol hexakisphosphate kinase activity. NCBI's taxonomy places the organism in Eukaryota, Fungi, Ascomycota, Sordariomycetes, Xylariales, Hypoxylaceae.